Messenger RNA from Phacochoerus africanus (Common warthog), 1780 nucleotides. RefSeq names its product trace amine associated receptor 1 (gene TAAR1). NCBI's taxonomy places the organism in Eukaryota, Metazoa, Chordata, Mammalia, Artiodactyla, Suidae. Gene Ontology annotation, biological process: G protein-coupled receptor signaling pathway. The coding region runs from base 326 to 1345 and encodes 339 amino acids. Gene Ontology annotation, cellular component: membrane. Gene Ontology annotation, molecular function: trace-amine receptor activity. The record is from RefSeq and is a predicted model, not a curated record. The transcript is spliced from 2 exons.
UAUAGAAGCAUUUGAUGUGAAUAUGUUUCCUUCUUCCUGGUAAUAGAAAGCAGAAUGGGAUUAGAGGGAGAGAUGUUUCAAAUUUAUUAAAAUAUGUGUUUUAGUUGAUAAAUACCUUAUUCCUUCAAUUCUAGUUUUGGAUAUAUUUAGAUUUCCAUGUAGUCUUGAUCUAGACUGUCAGCCCAGAGGGAAUGAGAAGAGAUGAAAAGGAGGAUAAGGUUUGUGGGAUACGUACAUGGAAAUAAAAGAAGGAACUCUAACCUGAUUAUGGAUUUUGAAGAAAGGAAUGCAAAAGGAAAAGAUAAAUAGCAGCUAGCCCUCAGGAAUGACGUCCUUUUGCCACAAUAUCAUUAAUAUUUCCUGUGUGAAAAGUAGCUGGUCGAAUGACGUCCAUGCUUCCCUGUACAGUUUAAUGGUGCUCAUAAUUUUCACCACGGUGGUUGGCAAUCUGAUAGUUAUUAUUUCCAUAUCACACUUCAAGCAACUUCAUACCCCAACCAACUGGCUCCUUCAUUCCAUGGCUACUGCAGACUUUCUGCUGGGGUGCUUGGUCAUGCCUUAUAGCAUGAUGAGAUCUGUUGAGCGCUGCUGGUAUUUUGGAGAAGUCUUCUGUAAAAUUCAUACCAGCACUGAUAUUAUGCUGAGCUCAGCAUCCAUUUUCCACUUGUCCUUCAUUUCCAUUGACCGAUACUACGCUGUGUGUGACCCAUUGAGAUACAAAGCCAAGAUCAAUAUCUUAGUUAUUUCUGUGAUGAUCUUCAUUAGUUGGAGUAUUCCUGCUCUUUUUGCAUUUGGAAUGAUCUUUCUGGAACUCAACUUCAAAGGAGCGGAAGAGAUGUAUUACAAACACGCUCACUGCAUAGGUGGUUGUUCUGUCUUCUUCAGCAAAACAUCUGGAGUUCUGGCCUUUAUGACUUCUUUCUAUAUACCUGGCUCUAUCAUGUUGUGCAUCUAUUGUAGGAUAUAUUUCAUAGCGAAAGGGCAGGCAAGAUCAAUUAAUGAUACAAAUCAGAAGCUUCAGAUUGGGUUGGAAGAGAAAAAUGGAAUUUCUCAAAGCAAAGAAAGGAAAGCUGCAAAGACUUUAGGGAUUGUGAUGGGAGUUUUCCUAACAUGCUGGUGUCCUUUCUUUGUCUGCACAGUUAUGAACCCUUUCUUGGACUAUGCUAUUCCACCCACCUUGAAUGAUGCAUUGAUUUGGUUUGGCUACUUGAAUUCCACUUUUAAUCCAAUGGUUUAUGCAUUUUUCUAUCCCUGGUUCAGAAGAGCACUGAAGAUGAUUCUGUUUGGUAAAAUUUUCCAAAAAGGUUCAUCUAGGUGUAAAUUAUUUUUAGAAUCAAAUCCAUAGAAUUAUUAUCCUUUACUAUUUUGCAAAACAGUUGGUGGUCAUGUUUAUGAAUGCAAUAUAAUAUCAACCACAUGUACCAACUAUAGGGACUUUGAGCAAUUAUUUGAGCCAACGAUUGUAUAGUGACAUAUGAUGCUUCUAUCUUACUUCCUAUUUGCCAUUCUUACUAUACUUAUUGAAGCUUUGCAAGCCAGAUUUAAGGAUUACAGUUUAAAGAAUUUUUCCUGCCCUUACAGGAACUGCCAUGAAAUUGACAGCAGUAUCUUACUCAGUUGCUCAGUGGUAGAAACUAAGGGGCUACAUUUGGAGAUGCAAAUUAGAAUGACUUUGUCAUUCAUUUGAUUGAAUAUAUAUGCCUUAUUGUAAAAUUGACUAAAAUCAUACUUUAUUUUUUUUAAAUCAUACUUUAAAUGCUAUUAUUAAAUAACUGUACAU